Messenger RNA from Triticum dicoccoides, 3450 nucleotides. RefSeq lists its product as uncharacterized. The record is from RefSeq and is a predicted model, not a curated record. Bases 399 to 1751 code for a protein of 450 amino acids. NCBI's taxonomy places the organism in Eukaryota, Viridiplantae, Streptophyta, Magnoliopsida, Poales, Poaceae. The transcript has a single exon.
CCGGCCGUCCCCCAACUCCUCGGCCGCGACAAACUCGCAUCUCCGGCCCGAUACCUCGUCCCGAUCCCAUCCCCGCCUGCACUCCACUCCACCUUUUCCUACCGUUUGCGUUCGUUUCCUUUCCCCACACCGCACGCGCCGGAAGGAACCCAGGCCCCGAAAGUCGCUUUUCUUUCAGGCCGCCAGACUUUCCCACUCACCAGGGCUAGGGUUUUUCUUUCUUUCUUUCUUUUGGCCUUUCCGGCCAGCCAUGUCCAUGUCAAUGUCGUCGCACCCCCUCGUCCUCCUGCUUGUCCCCCCACCCUGCCGCCCAACACCCCCACUGACUCGCUGACUCACUCACUCGCCGCCCUCUCUUUCUGCCGGAGCUUCCACUCCCGGCCCGACGACCCCACCCAAUGGAGGGCCCGCACCCGCUGCCGGAGCCGGAGGCGGGGACGGGGACGGAGGAGCCGGUGACCGGCCGGCGGUGCGGCCGCCACCCGGACCAGCCCCUCAACGGCGUCUGCUCCGCCUGCCUCGUCGAGCGCCUCUCCUCCGUCCGCAGCCCCGAGAUCGUCGAGGUCGCCUCCUCCUCCUCCUCCCGCGACCCCGACGCCCGCUCCCUCCCCGUCCCCGUCCCCGCCUCCGGCGACCAAGAAGACCAGGGCAAGCUGCGGAGGACGCUCAUGCUGCUCUUCCAGAUGGACGACUCCGGCGCCGCCGCCGACCGCCCGGGCGCCAACCGUCCGCCCGACGCCAAAGAUCCCGGAGCGUCAGAGGCGGACCACCCCGGAGGCGGCGGCAGGAAGUGGAUGGGCGCCUCCUGGCUCAGGGCGAUCCUGCCCAGGCGGGGGGCGCGGCGGCGCGGGACCAAGGAGGAGGAGGAGGAGCCCUCGCGCCCGUCUGGGGCGGUGGAUCCCCAUCCUGGCGAUGCCAGCGGCGGGCCGUCGCCGCCGCUGGUGGAGCGGAGGGCCAGCUUCCGCCGCUCCUGCGAGUGGAUGAUCUGCCGGGAGCCGCCCAGAGGCUCCUCCCUGGACCCGCCCCGCCACUCCUGGGACGGCUCCAUGGUGGGCAGGGCCUUCGCCUGCUCCUUCGCGUGCCUAGACGAGCCGUCUGAUGGCGUCACCAGGGUCAGGCAGGGCAAUGCAGAGGAAUCGGCGAGGGAGCGCCCUGCUGCCGAGGUUGCAGCAGAGAGCAGGAAUAGGGGGCAUUCUGCCGAUGUGGGCGGCGAGGGGCCGAGGUUCAGAGGAAGGAGGAGUUGCAGUGACGCCGGCCCGGAGAUAACUGUGGCGGCCUCAGGUGUCCGGCGCCGGAGGUCCAACAGGUGGAGCAGGGUGUGGGAUCGCAGCAUCACGAGUCCACUAAAAGAAUUCGUGAGGAAGGGGGAGCAUGCUCUUGACCGGUCCUUCUCGGAGUCGAGGAGGGAAACCCGGAGGUGUAAAAAUGGGGAGAUGGCAGACAUCGAAAAUGGCGAAAUUCAGCAUGGCCGCAACGGGUCGGUACUUCCAGGCAGAGCAAGCCAGGGCUCAAGCAGAAGCUCCCAAGCCGCCGUGGCUAACGGGGACGCGCAGAAUUUCCGCGCGGAUUGGCUUAAGAACAAGGAAUGCAGGAUCGGCAGGAGCAGGAGCGUCCAUUACACCUCUCCUGGGAACUUUGAUAAUGGCAUGCUGCGGUUUUACCUGACGCCGAUGAGGAGCAACAGAGCCGCAAACAGGGGGAGGAGGAGAAGCUCGCGCUUGUUUGGAAGAGGGCUUUUUGGUUUCGUUUGAGUGGCUCAAGCUGAAUGCUAGCAGCCCAUGCCAUACAUUUUAGAAGAUGGCAGCAGCACAAGCAACUUUUUCUUCAGAAUCUACUUGGUUUCUUAGAACUGGCUAACUCUGUAAGUUGUUCAGCAGCUACAUUUUCUGCAGUACAUUAUUAAGCCCAACUUAGAGUCAGGAAGAUUUAGCUUAAGUUGCAGAUUUGCUGCUCUGUUCUUUUAAGAUGCUGCUUAUAGAUGGAAUCAGGACUGUGCUGUCCAGAUUAGUGUAUCAGGUGUAAUUAUUUACAUUGAUAAUAAUAUUCGUAUCAAUUCUUCCAAUCAGUAAAGGUAUAUACUGUUCUAAACUUGUGUGACAUGUUGCUGCCUCCAAAACAUAUGCCAUAUGCUGCUUAUCCAUGGACAAGAUCACAAGCCAGAGAACUUUCAGCUGCUGUGUCUUAUUAUUAGAAAUAGCCACAUAUGGCCCAUAUGCUACACAACUUACACAAUGAAGGGAAUUAGCUGCGUAUGAACUUUCCUGCUCUGCAACUCUUGCACUUUUGUUGUUAGUUUCUGUUUCCUAUAUUUUGUAGACUGACCGUUAACCACUGGUCCAUGCUGUUCAUUGCUCUAUAAAUGACACUGAGGCUGCACUGGUGUGGUCCUUACCAAAGGCAUGAGAGUUCUCAAUGGUUGGUGUCCUCUCCUUGUGGUAAAUGAUUCCAUAUGUGCCCCAACUUGAGUGCAUUCCCAUCUUUAACUUGUCCAGAUAAGGUUAAAGUGUGAACCACAUCUGCACUUCUGUUUUGUUUUUCGUAGGAAACGAAAAUUUCAAAAGGUCGGGUUGCAUAUGUUGGUUCACUCUGGCUAGACCAGCUAUGGCCAUCAGUUGCGGACUUUUAGUAUCUGUUGAAGUUCCUUGUUUCAUACAAAGAUUUCAGACUGCUGUGUUCUUAAAUAGGAUGGAUGGAUGGAUGGAUACUGUAAUAUCACAGAUCUAUUGCUCCCCGUUUAAUGAUUUGUGAUUAUGAUGAUACCUUGUCGCCUUCUCUUUCAUCAUACAGAUAUAUAAAGUGUCUCAACUUUAGUACAACUUUGCACUAAGACAUUUAUUUUGGGAUGGAUGGACUAAUCUGGUAAGUUGUCUACCAAGGUUUUAAAUAGUUCCGACAGCAGAGAAGUAGCAUAUGAAUGUGAAUAUGUAAUGGAGCUGGAUGAAUCAGCGGCUCAAGGUUUUGGUGGAUCAAAUCAAAGGUGUGUUUUGUUCUGACAGAAUUGUUCCAUUCUUGGUACGUACUCCCUCCGUCCGUCCCAAAAUUAGUGUCGCGGUUUUAGUUCAGUUUUGUACUAAAGCCACAACACUUAUUUUGGAACGGAGGAAGUAAGUUCUAAGCCUCUAAUAAGGGUUGUUCUUGCAUGGAAGAUUCAGACAUCGUUUGCCUUUGCAUCUGAAUGAAAAGAAGUUUGCUACUGGUACUAGUCGUUCUCGUCAACAAACAAACGCGGGCCAUCUUUUUCUUUGCAGCUAAGUGUCAGUGAGCGUGUGCAACUGCUCUGCUCUGCACAUGCAAUUUUGCAUCUUCCACUCGCCCUUGGACUGACUAUAGGAGUGGGUUUGCAGACUGGAGAAGCAUCCCUCUGAUCUGCAGUGGCCUCCGGCUCACAGUGUUCCAUUUCGUUGCCUGGACGAAGCUGUGCAGAUUAGUGUGCACCAAGUGUAAUCAUUG